Messenger RNA from Rhincodon typus (whale shark), 1616 nucleotides. RefSeq lists its product as uncharacterized. The record is from RefSeq and is a predicted model, not a curated record. NCBI's taxonomy places the organism in Eukaryota, Metazoa, Chordata, Chondrichthyes, Orectolobiformes, Rhincodontidae. The coding region runs from base 148 to 1422 and encodes 424 amino acids. The transcript has 5 exons.
UCUGAUGGCAGUUUAGAAUUGGACCUAUCUUCUGUGUACAGAAAUGGUAGUAAGUCAGAAACUGAUUUGACAAAAAUUGAAGAGUCAACACUGGCCAGAAACAAGGCAUCGUAUAAAGUGCUAAUCCAGCAGCUGGAAGAAUUGAGCAUGAUGAGACACGACAGGAAAUUUAGGAAGCUUUACAGUCCUGAACCAGAUUCUGAAGAAGUGACAAAAAGGAACUCAACAAACCACCACACCAAACAAGUCUCUAUCAGCAGGAGCAGAGGAUAUUCAAGAGAGGGACCUGGAAAAAAUGAGAGAGAAAUUUUAAUAAUUUCUGAUCAGGAGAAAUUCAAACACUUGUCCAACAGCCUGACAACCUUAGAUCCACUUAGAAGAGUGGAUGAACUUUCGGGAUUCUGCUCCAACAUGUCUACUCUGAACAGAGAUCAAAGAGGAAUAAUGCUGGAAAGUGACUGCCACAAAGUUGAAAGUAAGCCUAUUGACAACUUUCGUUACAGCACGGCGCCUAUUAACAUCAGGAGAAAUAACCGGAAUUUUUUUUUCCCCCUUUGGAUAUUGAAACCUGCUGAAAAUAAAACAAAUUAUUUGGAGAUUGAUCAGUCAGAAACCUUUCCUCCAAGUUGCUACCAGCGACCAUGUUUAGACUUUAGACCAGAGGUUAUCGACCCUGAGAUUCUAUCUCCUAGCUCAAACCAUGACCAAGAAACCAAUCUGUACCCCUACCCUGACUUUCUCCCGCCACCAUUCAAUAGAAUAGACUUCAGUGAGCUGUCGAUGUUAGAGGACUAUAAAUGGAAAGAAGCUCUACCGGCAAGGCCAAACAGACCUCUGGAACAGCUAAUAGAUCGCAUUGUGCAGAUGGAAAAGAUUCAGUUUAUGACAAUUCAGAAGGAGAAAGGCAAAAUUGCUGGGAUGUUGCCGAGCACGGCUGCGAACACUUCCAGCUCGAGGAAAAGUUCGAAGAGAAGCAGAAAAUCUCGACAAUGUGAUCUUCUUUGCGUGCAGCCACCUCAUGUCGAGGUUUGCUUUAAGAAAGCCACUCCUGGCAAACUUGAAAAACGCAAGUACUUGUACCGAAUAGGCUCCAGCCACUCUUGCGAUGAAUCCCCGGAUUUCCAAUUAACUAACGAUGAUGUGAAAUUCAAGAGGAGACUUAGAGCGAACUGCAAUGUGUAUAAACAUUUCAAAAGAUCCAUGUACAGUUCAAACCAGAUAAUAUUGAGUAGGACCGCCUCAAACUACGCCAACACUCAAGCCUUCGCUGCUGUGAAAUCUGUGAAGCCACUGCCCGGGCAAAAGUCUUCGGGCAACAGUCCCUGUAAGUACAAAAAGAAACAGAAAUAUAUCCAAGCAGCAUUAGGGAGGUCUGCAGAAGGCAGAGCAAAACACUGUUUUCUCAGCAGAGAAAGUCAUUAAUUGAUUCUUCUGUCCUGAGAAACACCACUAGUCAUGUUAUCAAACUUACCUGCUCAUUUUCUGAGGCAUCUAGGCCAAGCAAACCAAACUUUGCUUUUAACAAACUUUUAGAACAAAAUAGUAUACUUUUUAAAGAAAACUUAUAUAAUGUACUUUUGAAACUGGAAAUAAAGAUGAAUUUUAAUACUUUAAAA